AUGAAGAUCAAGGGUUUACUAUUGGCUUUUUCUCUCCUGGUUUUUGCAUUCAUUGAUCAUUCGGAAUCAGCUUCAGUGCGGAGUUUGCUUCUGAAGAAUGGAAUGUACGAAGAAGAAGCACAAAUUUUAAAGGACGACUCCACGGAGACGAUCACUAACUCUACAGCUUUGGACUCAAAACGGAUAAUUCCCACGGGUCCAAAUCCACUACACAACAAGUAG
Molecule: messenger RNA, 222 nt
Organism: Eruca vesicaria subsp. sativa (arugula)
Lineage: Eukaryota; Viridiplantae; Streptophyta; Magnoliopsida; Brassicales; Brassicaceae
Source: the annotation of a GenBank genome assembly